Messenger RNA from Pelodiscus sinensis (Chinese soft-shelled turtle), 1297 nucleotides. It is a transcript of the gene ARHGDIB, whose product is annotated as Rho GDP dissociation inhibitor beta. The record is from RefSeq and is a predicted model, not a curated record. Gene Ontology annotation, molecular function: protein binding; Rho GDP-dissociation inhibitor activity. NCBI's taxonomy places the organism in Eukaryota, Metazoa, Chordata, Testudines, Trionychidae. Gene Ontology annotation, cellular component: cytosol; cytoplasm; membrane. Gene Ontology annotation, biological process: Rho protein signal transduction.
UUGCAAAAAGCGAGCUAUUUUCAAGGGUGUACAGCAGAGAAAGUUUGGGGCAUGUACAUGUGGAUUUAGUAGGAUUCGUUUUCUUGAGCAAAGAGAGUUUAUUUAACCAGUUCAGUUAAGAAUCAUUAUCAGGCCAGGAGACCAUGACUGAGAAAACCCCAGAGCUGCAUGUGGAGGAAGAGGAGGAGGACCUGGAUGGCAAACUCAACUACAAGCCCCCACCCCAGAAAUCCCUUCAGGAGCUGCAGGAGCUGGACAAGGAUGAUGAAAGCCUCGCUAAGUACAAGAAAUCCCUGCUGGGGGAUGGGCCUGUGGUGACAGACCCAACAGCUCCCAAUGUGGUAGUCACACGGCUUACCCUGGUAUGUGACACUGCUCCAGGACCAAUCACCAUGGACCUUAUUGGGGAUGUUGCAGCACUGAAGAAAGAAAACUUUGUAUUAAAGGAAGGUGUUGAAUACAGAGUCAAGAUCCAUUUCAAAGUAAAUCGCGACAUUGUGUCUGGAUUGAAAUAUGUGCAGCACACCUACCGGACAGGGGUGAAGGUGGAUAAAGCGACGUUCAUGGUGGGCAGCUAUGGGCCGCGGCCAGAGGAGUACGAAUUCCUGACGCCUAUUGAGGAAGCACCCAAAGGCAUGCUGGCUCGGGGCACCUAUCACAACAAGUCCUUCUUCACUGAUGACGACAAGCACGACCAUCUCACCUGGGAGUGGAAUCUGUCCAUUAAGAAGGACUGGACAGAAUGAGCUCACUCUGUCCACACUAGUCACCAGGAGUGCCACACCCAGGACCCACGCAUCCUGCUGCCCUCUGCUGCCACUAAGGGAGUUCCAGAACCCUCUUAAGCCUUGUUCCUGCCACAGGAGAUUCUGUUAAAAGCAGGUCUUUGUACAGACCCAUGGACAGCCUCUGUGUUUCCCUACUGCUACACUGAAAAUAACACACCCAGAGUUGUUGUGACAUGGGUUAAAUUGGGAUGAAUCCCUCUAUCUGCUUGUUCCUCUUGUACUCCAAAUCAGAUCUAUGAAGUGCCUUUUUGAGAGAACACAAUCAUCUUGCCAGCUUUACAUCUUUUAUGGCAGGGCAAAUUCCCCCUCUCUCCAGAAUGAUCCUCCACAGUUAUUUCUGCCAUGUGCUCAUGCUAAAUGGCUGAUCCCAUUAUGGUCCUCUUAUCCUGGUCUGGUGCCCAAAUCAUGUAGCCUGCCUCUAAAGGCAAAACCAAUAAGGGAGACUCAAUUAGCCAUCAUGACUUGUAAAGCCACCACUGUCCCAAGAAUAAAGUCAGUUUCUGUCUUCA